AUGAAAUUUAAUGAUAAAGAACAAAAUUCCACUGUAAUAAGUUUAAAUAAUUAUAAUGUUUUGCGCAAUAACAUCAAGAAAUUAAUAAAGCAGCUUGUAGAAUUAUUCAUGUAUAAAGAUGAAGAAGAUAUAGAUGUAGAUGAUGCUAUGAAAGGAGCACAUUUAGUUAACAAAUGCAUGGAAUACAACAGUGAAUAUAAAAAUUUUGCAAGUGCACCUGCCCCAGAACUUAGCUUAGUUGUAAAUCCCAAUCCUGCUGCUGUUGAUUUUGUUGGAGAUGAUAAUGAAUUUUUCGGGGAUAAUAAUGAUGACAAUGAAGAAGAAGAAGAGGAAGAAGAAGAUGAUAAUAAAGAUGUUUCUUCAUGA
Molecule: messenger RNA, 366 nt
Organism: Entrophospora sp. SA101
Lineage: Eukaryota; Fungi; Glomeromycota; Glomeromycetes; Entrophosporales; Entrophosporaceae
Source: the annotation of a GenBank genome assembly